CACAAACAAAACAUCCUUGCAGAUAAACACAACUUCUUCUUCACUCCUAACAACAAGCCCCUACAACCACUAAAACCUACACCAAUUAAAUCAUCCAACAUGCCUCUUACACGGACUCACCGACACACUGCCCCUCGUCGCUCCAUCUUCAGCACUCGCCGACGUGCCCCAGCCCGUUCCAACCGUCACACCGUCACCACCACCACAACCACCACUACUAAGCCUCGUCGAGGAAUGUUCGGCGGCGGUUCCACUGCGCGACGCACACAUGGCGCUGCCCCUGUUCACCACCACCAGCGCCGACCUUCUAUGAAGGACAAGGUCAGCGGUGCUCUCCUCAAGCUCAAGGGCAGCUUGACUCGCCGUCCUGGCGUCAAGGCUGCUGGCACUAGACGCAUGCAUGGCACUGAUGGCCGUGGUGCUCGCCACCACCGCUACUAAGCAUAUUUCACAGCAUGAAGCGUAGCGAACAUGCAGGAUGAUCUUGACUUGGAUCACUUACACACCUGUACGAUUAUGAUAGCGUUGAUACCCUCUAAUGAGAGUUGAGAGAAGAAUUGUAUAAUUUACUAUACCCACCACAAAUAA
Molecule: messenger RNA, 588 nt
Organism: Fusarium graminearum PH-1
Lineage: Eukaryota; Fungi; Ascomycota; Sordariomycetes; Hypocreales; Nectriaceae
Exons: 2
Coding region: 100-441 (113 amino acids)
Source: RefSeq, a predicted model, not a curated record